Chironomus riparius is the source of this 1162-nucleotide messenger RNA. Lineage: Eukaryota; Metazoa; Arthropoda; Insecta; Diptera; Chironomidae. The record is from the annotation of a GenBank genome assembly.
UGAUGUCUUAUUGAUGUUGAAACUAUAACAGACAGUAACAGUCAGCAUCUCAUCAAGCGAACAUCUCUAAAUUACAAUGGAAAAAGUUUGUAAAGAAAUUGCAGUUUAUACAUCCACGCCGUGCCUUAAAAGUUCGCAAGGAAGAAAGAUUUUAAAGCAGUUGUUUUUAACAAAUUUCCCAAAAGAUGUGUCAUUUCAAGAAGAAGUUAAAAAAGAGGAUCCAAUUGAGUUAUUAAGAGAGAAGUUCAAUUUUUCAACGCCAUUAUUCAUCAACACGCCAACGGAAUCCUUAACACCAAAUACUAGGCAAAUUUUUGAAGAAAACUUUAAGAAAUCAAUUCGUGCUAAGCUUAAACGACGAUGCAUUCGACUUUAAACCAUAAUUAAUGUUUUUGAUCGCAAUUAACUUUGGAUUUUGUUGAAAUAUAAAAUUUUGUCAUUUUUAUUCAUCCGUUAAAGUGUUCGAACGUGUUUUCUUCUAAAUUCACAGUUUAAUAAAAUAUUUUUCAACUUACUUCAGAAGAUGGCUUGCAACAAUUCAUUCCCUUGUGUCCCAUGUCCACCAAAAGAUUGUGGUCCAAAAUGCAUGACAGCACCAGAACUAGCAUGUAUGCCUCAAUGCCCUUCAAUCUGUCCACCUCAAACUUGUGGACCACAAUUUGUGAAAGUUCAGCAACCACCAAAGCUCGUGUGUCAAAAACAAGUAGUUUAUACAAAACGAACAGUCAUUGAUAAGCAUGUUAUGCCUAAUACGAAGGAAAUUUGUGAACCAAGACUAAUCUAUCAACCCAAAGUGAUCUGUGAGCCGUGUAUUGUCUACAAAAAGAGGGUUGUUCCUGAACCAAAGAUUGUCUAUUACAAAAGAAUCGUUCCUGAUCCAAAAGUUGUUUGUCAGCCACGAACAAUUGUGGAACCUAAAGAAAUUUGUCAAACAAUGGUGUGUCAACCGAAGCCUCAAGUCAUUCAAAUUCCACAACCAAAAGAAUACAUGUGUGCACCGACAGGAACUACGUUUUAUAAUAGACCAGGAUGUGCACCAGUUCCUUGCUUGCCUCUUGCAAAGCCUUGUGAUCCUUGUGCACCAAAGGAAUUUUCAUGCUAUGAUCCAUGCUGUCCACCGAAAUGUCCAUCUCCUUAUAUUCGGAAGUGCUAAAUGUUUGAA